UGGCUGGGGAGGAGGUGUAGGGAGGGGCAAGGAGGAGGUGUAGAGAGAGUAUUGUUCAAGAUGAUUUGCAGGACGGGAAGUCGGUCACAGAGCUCGUUGGUAAUGCCCACUGCAAUGCAGGCAGAUCAGCUAGAUCUUGUCGAUUAUGCGACCAAGAGGAAGGAGGCCCUUGCGCGGGCGGAGGCUCUUCGCGAGCAGAAGAAGCAUGAGUUGGAGCAGAGAGGUCUGCAAGUUAGGAAGUACAGCUGGGGAGGUGUUCCAACAGGCUUCCACAGUGUGAACCACACAUGGAGUAGCCCAGAGGAAGAUCCCCGCGUUCUUUUGGGAGAAGAUAAUCAGAGGUUGUCCCUCUCGCCGUCGGGGGGAAGAACGCCCAGGCAGCGCCGCAAACCCUUGCUCGAUACAAAUAUUGAUGGAGCCUCCCUGAUGCCGAGGAGCCCGAGGAACAGAGAAAGCGAGCUGUCAUCUCAUUCCUCGGUUAAUGAACAGGAUGGGCUAUCUGAAUCGGGCGGCAAGGUACGUUGUUUGGCCUGUCAGUGCAAGCACUCCGCAUCUGUGUCGUGUGACGCAAAGGCUACCUCCUCCUCCACACAAGACCAUGCAUUGUCGUCGCUCACACGGGCCAAGGCUGCUGCCCAAGCUGUGUCGGAGGAGACAUCCCGCCGACUGUCUUCGGAAACAAUCACAUCCUCCCUCUCUGACGGCCCGUCGGCCACUUCCUUUCAAUAUUUGCCAGGUGGCGAAGGAGUCAUGCCAAAAUUGGAUGUGAUUCAAGCCGUUCGACCUUCCAAUGCCAUGCGCAAGCACGAGGCUCAGCCUGGUGAUGAUGCUCGGUCACUAAUCACCAACGUAGAGCCUCUAGGUGAACAUGUCAAAGGCAAGGGCUCACUAGAGAUGACAGGCAGUUCUGCGAACACUACCUGCCAAGGCAGUGGCUCUGCAGUGCCACACAGUUCUCAAACCCGGGAGGUGAAAGGCGGCACCACAAAGAAGACGAUUGCGAGAGCCUUGAUGCCAUCCUCUGCAGACGUUUAUGGAUCUCUUGCUGAAGACAAAGGCGCGACUGCCGCCCCAGAGGACCAUUCAUUGGCUGCAGGUAGCUUCGCCACUGUUGCGAACGAUUGUGCUCGGAGUAACGGUGGGACUAGUGCGCACCAGAAGGAGAUCAAGCGAAAGGGGGACAGUGGAAGUGUCGGGGGAGACAAGCAGAGGCGCCACAGUGAGGCAGCGAAUCUUGAUGGGCAACGUAGAAGGGACUCAACUGCUAAGAAGAGCACUGUGGAAGCCCUAAAGAAGGGUGUCGGCGUUCCAACGUUGGAGCAUACAUGGUCCCCUGCACCCGGCGGAAUGCCGAAUGGAUCCAACGAGAGGGGGGUUCUGAGUAACGCUCAAGCAGAGAACGUCCUUGUUGAAGAUCCAAGGAGUAUGUCAAGCAAACCAGCGGAGAAGGUCAAACAGGAUCGGUACCCUCCUGAGGCACUGAUGACGACAGGGAGGGACUUUCAGAGAGGGAGGGAGGGUCUGCCUAAACAAGUGCCGAGGGAAGUGCCAGGGCGAAGGCACACCAUCGCUGGAGCAGUGAUUGGACAUGGAAGCGAGAGGCAAAUGGAGGACGCGUACGUGAUGGAGAGAGUUCCAGACAACUUCCUGAUGGGAGGGACGGCAAAGAAUGUGGAAAGCGAGAACAACUGCAAGAAGAAUGAGGAGGGAAGAUCGCGACUCCCUGUGAGCAUGGAGAUGGCAAUGCAUGAUGCGGGACACCUUUUGCCGCAGAGAAUCCAUGCAGAUAUUGUUGCCAAGCACCAAGGAAAAGAGGAGGGCAUGCAAUCUCAUAAGAGAGUCGGGUCUGAGCUGACGAAUGACCGACAUGGGGGAGGGAAGCCUGGAGUGGAGGGUGGCGGCGCACCAGGUGGUCAAGGAGGGAGUGAGAGAGGAAGGUUGCUUGUGGACAAGGCGAAGGUGAGUGCAUCGGAGGGGAUGAUGAAGGCAGGAAUGGAGAAGUUCGAUGUGAAGGGUCGUGGUAGUGCAACUGAGGGAGUCAGCGGGAGAAAGCUGCAGCCGGAGAAGGGUGAUCCCGUCCGGAAGGGGGCGGCCGGUUCUGUCGGCGGAGGAAGUAAUGAUGAGGGUGCAAAGAAAGGCGGCAAGAAGCUGGAGCAGCCAAAGAAGCUUCAAGAGGCAGAAAUGGAAUCUAGAAAGCACCCGCAAUCCGCAAAGACGGAGAUUGUGAAGAAACCUGUUCUCAGCGAAGUGCUAGGGAAGAAAAGAGGUAGCAACGGACUCAUUGCGGACGCGAGUCUGGAGAAGUUAGGGAAUGGGCCAGCUGUGGCCUCAGGAGCAGCAGUGCCAGCUGUACAGCCCACUGACAAGAAGAAAGUCCUCCAAUCCAGUGAGUCGCUCUUGGAAAAGAGAGGUAACAAUGGCCUUGUUGGGCAUGGGGGGGGUGUUGCAGAUCGGCUGCGGAAAGGUAUGGUCGUGGAAAUGAGGAAAGAACCACAUCAGGAUGGAAGUCUUUCAAAGAAGAAAGGAAGUAGCAAUGGUCUUCUGGUGGCGGAAGGGAAUAUAGAGAAAGCUGCUGAGAUGAGGCCAGGCAUGAUGAUUGAUGAGUCUCACAGCAGAGAGACUUGUGAUGGCAUGGAGCCAAAUGCCCGUCCCUUCGACAAGGAUCAUCCUGAGAACGAAAGAAUUGGGAACGAUUGCGGAGCAGAGAAGCAGUUCGAUCCCUACGUAGAGGGAAGUAGUCUAUGGGAAUCGAGCAUUAGUGUUGGUGUGUCGGGCGUUUCCGACAGUGCAGCACAGGAGAAAAACGAGGAAAAGAAGUCCAGACGGGCUUCCGUUGUGGGUAGAAGCGAGGGGAAGCGGGAGACGUCGAGGAAACACAACGCUGUAGCAAGGCACGGAAUGAGCAAGGCGUCUUCUCUCCGGCAAGCAUUUAAGACAAGCAGGAGAGACCCAUAUGAGGUGCAACCGCAUCCCAUUGUGGAGGAGCAACAGCAGCGCACAAUUGUAGAGGAGCCGGCAAGUCCGCCGGAAGCUGAAAGUGUAGAGGAGACUGCCACGGUUGCGUCGUUUGCAUUCGACGACGGUUCUCGCGGCGAUAGUGCUGCCGUCGAGGGUCCGAAAAGUGAGGGCGCAGGCAGGGUUGAAGUGGAGAAGGGUCUUGGCAGUGACCAGCAGAGAACCGGAAAGAGGUCAUCGACGGAGAAAGCGGUGGUAGUGAAGAGACUGGGGACAGAAGUGGCAGGGGAGCAUGUGAAGUCUGGUUCAGUAGAGAGAUCCACGCUUACCAACCGGGCAGUUGGUUCGGGGAAGCUGUCCCGCGUCAAGAUGGGUCGUGUUUCUAACAAGUCGUCGUCCCAGCCUACGGCAGGUAGAGCAGGUGCCCGCGAAGCGGCCACGAAAGAUGCUGCAGCAGCCCGUGUUCCGGGUCCGAAGCUCCCCAGUGCAGCGUCACAGAAGACCAAGGAUACCUCACCUGCGGAGGAGGCCAACAACAGGUUGUCUGCUCCGGAGGGUACAAAGCACAACCACCACGGCAACAACAACGUGAAGAAGAGGGGUGACCUCACCAAGAAAGGUCAUGACAACGCUCAAGGUCCUUCCACCACAACUGAUCCAGGUUUUCUGACACGACACUGACUCAACUGAUACGUGAAUGAACCGAACGAUGAUGUGGGACGAUUGGGCUAUUAUCCUCAUCCAUGGUAUCGGAAGGCUACCCUAGUCAUAUAGUUGUGGCGAGGACUUUGGGGAGUGAAGGGCACACCACAGGGAGGGAGGGAGGUUGCCCUUGCGUCCCAAUUGCCGAUCACCGUUCCGCUAUUGGUCUCCAGUAAUGCAGCAGAAAUUAAGCCUUCAUCGGCAGGCACGGAAGCCCAGUUUAAAAGCAGUCAGGCAGCGAAGGGGUGAUCCUUCACGGUGUUUUGCUGCAACAGUACUCUGACAAGGGGUCCCGGCACCAACGAGUUGAUGACUUGGUUCUCGUGAGACGGGUAGGUCACCAGCAUCCAUCCAUAUUCAACGACGCCACUAUUUGUGUGUACAGGUGUCAGGGCCACCAACCCAUAUGCUGUCGUCCUUUUUGUGGGUGCUGAGAACUUGGCUGCGGCGCCAAGUUGCCCCAMCCCCCGCCGUUGCAAUGCUCAUAUCUGUGGUUAAAGACUGGGUGCGGAAGCAGAGCUUCCACCUGCUGCUGCGCUGCCGGCUGCAAUCGCUGCGCUAGCAAUGAAGGCAGGCAGACUGGUUGCGAUGUCCACGGUCACCCUUGGGUUAUGGGUGAGUUGUUGCUGUCCAUUUUGUGGUGGCGAGGGUGAACACUGAGUAGUUGAGUGUGGCACAAAGCGAUGCAAUGCUUCUUUGUGGAGAGGAAGCUGCGCGCGGGCGCACUUGAGCGGCAAACAUUGUGGCAACAUUUUCAUGGGGGAGGCUGGGUGAAGAAGACUGGUUGGAAAUGCCAGAAGGGGCGCGCGGAACUGGCUUUUCGGUUAUGGGCUAACUGUUUUUUUCAUGGCGACGGAGGCCUGGGUUCAAAUCCCGGAGCUGUCGAAUAAGGUGGGUGGGAUGGUAAUUGGGUAGUGGAGAAGAUGGCCAGGCAUCGUGCACGUAGCUGGAUUUUUGGCACAAGGCGCAAAAAACAUAGAGGGGGAGCAACGCCGUCAAUAACGCCUUUCCUAUUUUAGCAAGCGGGCAAGGCAAGGUUGGUAGUGGCCAUGGGAGUUUGGGCUGUGAUCAGAUCAGCACCUGCAUCUGACUGUAUUCCUGGAGGGACCUAGCCUUGGCAGUGCCCGGCGCCAUUUACGGGAAUUCGUUUGCCGGUGUAACACCUAGCCUUGUAAAUUCUGUUCGUUGGCGUUCUCGUGAUGUUCUGUGCUUGCACAAGCUCGCGUCGCUUCUUUGCCGUGCAGGGUGGCGUGACGUUCGAGCCCUAGUUCUCCUGUCAGUGCCCUCUCCAGGGUGUUGUCUGUCCGUCAUAGGACCUGGGCACACCGCAUGCUAUUCCGACCACAGCCAGCAGUUUGGUUCUCUCGAAGGUGGCGAAGGUUCACGGCAAAGUAGAACAGAAUAGCAUGCAGUGUGUCGGGACCUCUUUAUUCGUAUGUCUGAAGUGGGUGGGGUAGUAUGUACGAAAGUAGCUAGCAAGAAAUGUAUCGCAUGGUCGGCAUUCUCUUUUUGUGGGGUAAAUGUGGCCUUGUUGAAAAGGUGGGGCUGGGUUGGUUGUAGAGUUGUUUUUGGUGCUUAUUUCUUGCGUGAGGGGUUGCAACGACUGGCAAGCCUUUUCGUUCCGUCAUUGCUAUUAUAACUUUUUUUCAUUGCAUGUCACUCACUGUUGGGGUUCCCACUGCGCUGCUUCUGUGUGUGCUGAUGCUAAGGGACCGGUUUUGUGGUUCCAUCUUCCCAAGGGGAGUGGCACAGUGCCACAUCACACAUUUGUGGAAUCAUUGCCCAGUAGAAACAGGAUAUAUACAUAAAGAUGUAAUAAGCAAAUACCCGCGCAUUCUUUUUGUGCAGAUAUUUGCCGCUUAUUUGUACUUUCGGUCUUUCUUCUUUUCUCUUGAUUUGCGCCAUUGCGUUCUUUCCGGUGAUAUGUUUGCUUUCCAUUUAUUCUAUCUAUGAAGUUUUUUGCGAUUCGUAUUUCGAAG
Chara braunii is the source of this 5636-nucleotide messenger RNA. NCBI's taxonomy places the organism in Eukaryota, Viridiplantae, Streptophyta, Charophyceae, Charales, Characeae. The record is from the annotation of a GenBank genome assembly.